AUGCCGAGACAUCAAUUUGAGCCGUUGUUCGAGGAUCUCGAGGGAGUGGUCUUAGUGGUACCUGCCAUUUCAACACUGUGUCCAGAUUGGCCGCUUGGCAUCAAUCCACACCUCGAGUCCAUACAGGAGGAAUUCUUCAAUUGGGUGAAUCAUUGGUUCAAGGAGGAGAGAAUUCGGAAGAAAAUCGCUGAACUGAAUGCACCGGGUUUCGCUGCCAUGAACUAUCCCGGUGCAGCCAGGGAACAGCUACUUACGAUGGCUAAAUUAAUCGCUUGGUACUUUCCUUGGGAUGAUGCUAUCGACGAUGGGUCAUUAUACCACAUGCCCGAAGCUAUUAUGCGUUACCGUGACGAGACGAUUGCUUUAGUGGAGCAAAGUCUUUCAUGGAACCAUGAACCACAAGAAAAGCCCCACCCCAAUCCAGCCAUCCAAAGCUUCUGGGACCUGGGUGUUGAUAUCCGCGCAAGAGGCACGCAUGCAUCUACUAACUUCGGCGGUACUCUAGAAGCCAAUGAGCAGUUCAGAUGGGCUCAGUGCGCUUUCAUUACGUCCAGUGUUCAGGGCCAGGUGGAUCGAGAGCUUACUGAACCUGUUCUUGUUGAGCAAUAUCUCACACGCCGGGAGAAGAAUAUUGCUGUCUUCCCUCUCCUUUCGCUGAUAUACUACAAUUACCAGUUGGCGAUCCCCCAGGAAUUUUCAUUCAAGGAGAACAAGCAUAUGAACCUAAUGUGGAGGCUUUUAGCCCGGAUGGGGAUCAUAAGUAAUGAUAUGCUUUCCCUCCGGCGAGAAAUUAUGCACGGCCAGUUCGAAAGUCUCAUUCCACUACUCAUGUACCACAAUAACCUCCAGGCUCAAGAAGCCAUGGCCAUCGCAGGAGACAUGCUGCAUGAAUGCUAUAUCAAAUUCAAUGAGGUAGAAGUAGAGCUAUACAAGGAGAUUCCAGUAGACUUCCAAACGACGAUGAACCGUUACGUGAAAGCAUGUAAAGACUUGAUUGUAUGCAAUCUGCAUUGGAGUUACGGUCUCAAGCGAUAUAUUGACGAGGGCAUGUUACAGCCUGACGGAAGGGUCGUUUUUCCAAUCAGGUUACCACCAAAAAUCGCCGACGUCAAAAAUAGAAAUAGUGUAGUUAGCGCGGAACGCAAAACUACGAUGGGCCACAAAGAAAGCAAACGUAGAACGACGUUGCAAAAAUUCACAUUUGGAUGGUCUUCGGUUAUCCGCAGGGCCAUCGUUCCUAUUGGCUUGGGAAUAGUAGCGAUGUUUGCAAAAGAGGCAAUAUCGAUGCUCCGUCGCCCUAGCAGAUGUUAA
Molecule: messenger RNA, 1311 nt
Organism: Lindgomyces ingoldianus
Lineage: Eukaryota; Fungi; Ascomycota; Dothideomycetes; Pleosporales; Lindgomycetaceae
Product: terpenoid synthase
Exons: 9
Coding region: 1-1311 (436 amino acids)
Source: RefSeq, a predicted model, not a curated record